UUUAAUUUCAGAAAUUGCAAGAAAAGAGGUUGUGGACAGAGGAAGCUCUCUGCCUCAUUCGGCACCGCCCGAGAGGGCAAAUUAAGCAGCAGCGUUGCGCGAGUGAGAAAACAAAUAUGGGGAUCUCACCAAACGCCAAGGCCAAGACGAACAACAACAUGGGCUUACUCCUGGUCUUCUUCCCCGAGGAUGAUAACCACCCCAUUGUUGACAAAAACAAGCUCUUCUCCCCCUCCUCCUCCUCCUCCCCCUCCCCUUCUUCAUCCUCACCGCCACCGCCAUCAAUUUCUUAUUCUCCUUCUUCUUCUUCAUUGAAAUCCAGCAAUAGAAGAAGCAGUACUACUUCCAAGGCUAUAAUCUCCAGAGCCCAAUCCACAAUCUCCAUCUGCGCCCUCUUCCUCUUCAUCACCCUCCUCCUCUUCACUCUCUCCACCUUCGAACCCACCGCCAAUAGAAUCCACCCAACCUCCCCGCCGCGAAGAUUCCUCUCCCAAAAGCCUCCGCCAAAUUACAUCCACAAACCCAAAGCAAAUACCAAACGCAAUUCCUCUUGGUUCUUCAAAACGUUUACGGAAAAGUCAUACAAAACAACGAAUUCUGCUGUCUCGCCAACUGCGCUGCAAGGAAUGGGAACUCUGUAUAGGCGAGGCACCAAAGCCAUGAAUGAUCUCGUUGUUGCUCAUGUGGUGGAGGAUGUUACCGGCGACGAGCUCCGGCUGUUCUCGAGAGCCCUGCACAGGUCUGGCCUCACGGCGAGAGCGGACAUAGUUUUCGUAUUUGCUUCGUCGUCGUUUUCAUCCAGAUUUGGUUCCGUAAUUCAAGAAGAGAACGAUUCGUUCUUCAAACUCGUUCGCCAUUAUAAGGAGUCGAAUAGCACUAAUCCGAAGCGAGUCACGGGUUUUGAUUUGACUCACUUUGUGAAGGGUGGGAAGAAGGAGAAGAAGGAAAUAGAGGAGCCGAUAUGGGGUAAGAGAUUUAGGAGCAAUUACAGUAACUCGGAUGGUUUUGAAAAGGAAGCUGAGUCGACCCAGUUAAGUGUCGGCUCGGUGGUGGGGUUUGAAGCGUCUGAACUCGACCCGGAGAACUCGCUUUCCGGAUUUCUAGACCACGUUCCGAUGAAUAUGAGAAGAUGGGCGUGUUAUCCGAUGCUACUGGGCCGAGUUCGCCGGAAUUUCAAGUACGUAAUGCUGGUGGACGUGAAGAACUCGGUUGUACUCGGUGACCCACUCGGCCGAGUUCGGAAUCGAAGCCCCGUGUCAGUUUAUUUAUCACCGAAGCCGGAGAGUUCGUCUGGAAAGCACGGCAGAAAGAACUCGGACAAAACUCAGUCUCAUAGUCCAGUUAACUCAGCCGUUAUAAUGGGCGGAGCUCGAGGGGUUCGGCGUUUAUCGAGCACCAUGUUAACCGAGAUUGUUCGAGCAACAAUGCAGCACAAGAAGAAGAGCUCGGUGUCCGAGUCGGCGAUUCUGAGUCAACUCGUUGCGAGUGAGUUUAUGUUGAAGAAUAUCGAUGUGAUCAGAUCCGCCGAGUCAAUCCCGGAUACGAGUUCACUCGCGGGUCUGAACUCGGGCUCUUCCACGUCAUUGUCAGGGUACGCUGUAAUCCAACGUAAUAAUGGUAUUUAUGAUUUUAGUUCUGUUCUUAUGAAGGUAUUAUGUUCAUCUGAAGCGGAUUCUUCUGUUUAUAGGGAUUGUUAGCAGAAAAAAGGAAAAGAAUAGAAAAUUAUAUAAUAAUAGUCAUAUAAUUUUUUGUUUUUCUAUGUUGUUUUUUUCUCAAUUAAUUUUGUUCCUACGUGUAAAUAAUUACUUGGAAAUAAAAUUCUUGCAGUUUUUGCA
This is a messenger RNA of Corylus avellana, 1835 nucleotides long. RefSeq lists its product as uncharacterized. The record is from RefSeq and is a predicted model, not a curated record. Lineage: Eukaryota; Viridiplantae; Streptophyta; Magnoliopsida; Fagales; Betulaceae.